Molecule: messenger RNA, 3664 nt
Organism: Exophiala dermatitidis NIH/UT8656
Lineage: Eukaryota; Fungi; Ascomycota; Eurotiomycetes; Chaetothyriales; Herpotrichiellaceae
Product: thiamine-phosphate dipyrophosphorylase/hydroxyethylthiazole kinase
Exons: 1
Coding region: 839-2440 (533 amino acids)
Biological process (GO): thiamine biosynthetic process
Cellular component (GO): cytoplasm
Molecular function (GO): ATP binding; magnesium ion binding; hydroxyethylthiazole kinase activity
Source: RefSeq, a predicted model, not a curated record
GUCGGCCAACUUGAACUUGAAUCGCGGAAUCGACAGGUGGGGGUAGGCGGGAGACUGUGAUUAGAUUAACUAUAGGUACCUUACCUACUAGUAGGGGACCUUAGGUGAGCCAGGCGCCCGGCAUCCUCUAUCUGUGAUUGUUCUGGGGGCGGUGGGGGGUGCGAGGCUUUUUUGCUUUAACUGUGCUUGCCCGGACCCUACCUGAGGGCUGCCUAUGCCAGCGCCUGCCACUCCAGCAAAGCCGGAGGUCAGGCACUGCCUGUGCCGCCAGCGGGCAUGCUGCCCCUCUGCAUUGUUAUUUGUUGUCUUGCAAGCUCGCCCUGUGUGUCUGGCAUCCCUGGCCCGCGGCGAUUGUUGACACACCUUGACCAUGGAUGCCUAGGUGACUUGUGACACCAAACAUUUCUCUCUCAGGGCACAGAACAUGCAUUCACCACGGUAAGUCGAUCGAAUGCUCGCAGUGAUGCUGACAGCGGGAGAUCCCAUGAGUACCUAAGGUGGACGGUCAGCACCUGAUCUGACCAGCAUCCACCUUCCCUCGAACGCUUUACCCGUAACAGCAAUCUCCAACUGGCGAGAUGACACAAUACUUUAUGCUGGGCCUUUUGUUCUCUGUCCUACCAAACAUAGCAUCAUCCUUGGUGUCCCAUUCGACAAGACGGACAUAUCCAGCUUGAGUCAUUCGUAGUCGCCUUGAACAAAGCAGGCUGUUGUUCUUCUUCUUCGCCAACAGCAAACAGAAGAGGAAGAAGAAUGCCGUGAAUUGAAGCGCAGGGAGUCUGAUUUUCUACAAGCAGCGAAGUCUGGAACGUGAGGAGAGGAAUCCCUCGGAAACAAGAUGGCGCAAAAAAGAACAACAAUCGACUGGUCACUGUACCUAGUGACGGACUCCACGCCAGCAAUCCUCGGCGACAAGGAUAUUGUCAAGGUAGUUGAACAAGCCAUCCAAGGUGGUGUUACGGUGGUCCAGUAUCGCGACAAACAUGCAGACACGGGAGUAAUGGUCGAUACCGCCUCAAAAAUCCAUUCCAUCACUCGCAAAUACAAUGUUCCCUUACUGAUCAACGACCGAUUCGAUGUGUGCCAGGCUGUGGGCGCCGAAGGCGUGCAUAUAGGUCAAGACGACAUGGAAUGCGUUGAAGCGCGGAGGAUCCUAGGCCCCGAUGCCAUCAUAGGGGUCACAGCCUCGUCAGUCAUCGAAGCACAGAAGGCCAUCGACGAUGGGGCUGACUACCUCGGAAUCGGCACAACAUUUGCAACGCCCACAAAGACAGAUACCAAAUCUAUCAUCGGCACACGGGGGCUUCAGGAAAUCCUUGCGUCUUGCUCAACCGGAACAGAAAAGUCCAUCCCGUGCGUUGCCAUUGGCAGCAUUAACGCCUCCAAUGUUCAGCGUGUCCUACACCAGUCCGCCCAUGGCUCCAACCGCCUCAAUGGAGUAGCGGUAGUAAGUGCCAUAAUGGCAUCCACGGAUCCCCAAGCCUCAGCCAGAUCGUUGCUCGAAUUGAUCAAGGCCACCCCAGCAAAGUACUACGCUGCGAUUCCGCCGCAAGCCACACUGGUGACUAAUCUCGACAAACUGGUCGCGCAAGUCCCUGGCAUUAUCCAAUCCCAUGUAUCGUCCUCCGUGCUUUGCCACAACAUGACCAACACCGUUGUGCAGAACUUUGCGGCCAACGUGUGCCUCGCGACCGGCGCAUCACCUAUCAUGUCUGAGAACGGGGUGGAGGCUCCAGACCUGGCUCGCCUGGGCGGCGCGCUCGUCAUCAACAUGGGCACGGCUACCCCGGCGAAAAUGGAGGCCUUCACCGCAGGCAUGAGAGCAUACAAUGCCGUUGGGGCAUCUGUUCUUUUCGACCCUGUAGGUGGUGGCGCAACUGCGAGCCGUCGGAAUGCCGUUAAGACGCUUCUUGCGGCUGGGUUCUUCAGCGUCAUCAAGGGCAACGAACGUGAAAUAGGCGCCGUGGCCGGCACGUCUACGACACAGCAACGGGGUGUGGAUUCCGGACCCUCGGCUUCUACAGCAGAAGAAAAGGCCAACCUGGUCAAGGACAUCGCCCUCAGGGAACAUUGCAUCGUGCUUAUGACGGGGAAGACGGACUAUCUCUCAGACGGCGUGCGGACCGUUGCCAUCAACAACGGCUCUCGGUGGCUAGGCAAUAUCACUGGCUCAGGUUGUGCCUUGGGCUCGAUCAUCGCCAGUUACGUCGCAGUGCAUCCGCAAGACAAAUUCUUGGCGGCUCUGGCUGGGAUCUUGCAUUAUGAAAUCGCCGCGGAAAGAGCAGAGGCUCGACAGGACUGUAAGGGUCCCGGGAGCUUCAUCCCGGCAUUCCUGGACGAGUUAUACCUAUUGGGCGAAGAUAUCAAAGAAGGCACGGGCAUCGGCGGUCAUGGCGAAUUCGCAAGGCAUGUCCGAGUCGAAAUGCUCACGUCUGCAUGAGGACGAGACAACACCACAAUGUGGCAUUAGUACACUGAUGUAAGUUAUCCUUGCAUAUAGAUGUGGGAAAAUCAAAUGAUGAAAAUACCUUUACAAAAGCUAGGUCUGCCGUUCUGCUCGUCUUCCUCCCCUGCCUGGCCCUACACUUGUGGCCUCGUGACUUCGUCUAAACAAUGGCAUUUUCCCUCUGCACAGGGUCGGAUGUCUUGCUCGAUAUCGAGCCUGACCCACCGCUUCCAUUGUGACCUGUUGUCUGUGGAAAUAUUCGGCUGCUGUUCCUUCACACCCCGCAGGGCUGUGGCCAGCAGAAAAUCCUCGUCGUAUGCGACCAGUUCAAUAUCAACAUCCUCUACCUCCCGCCCGUACAGGAGCGUCUUCACCCCUCGCUCAGCCUUUUCCGGCGGUGUCCAUUUGCCAACUUCAUCUUCCCGCGAAAGUGUAUUUGACGAUAGGUGAACAUUGGGUUUGUGGUCAUUGUUGACAGUCGUUUGAUGUUUUGAUACUCCUUUCGAAUCUGAACUUGUGGGGUUUGGUGACCGUGACAAAGGACGAGCAGGAGUAGACGUCUGAUUCCAGCUUCUCCGGGGCAUGCCAGUCGGCGAUGGCGGAGCCACAACGUUCAUGAACUCGAGUUUCUGCAGCCAGCUCGCCAGCAGUCCUUCGCCGACCAUUUUGAUAUAUGCCUCCUUGAGGGCCCAGUAGGCAUAAAACCGACGGAGCUUCAGGUGAAUGAGCUUCGCCUCUCGUGACGAACCCGGUUCAGCUGCUCCUGUGCCGUAGCUGUUGCCAUUCGGUGCAGUGUCAGAUGAGGACGUAGUGUCGCUGUCCCAGUAGUCCCCUUCCUCGCGCUCCACGACAGGAACGUGGAUGGGCGCAUGUCGCAUGGUCCAGCGCUCCCUCUCCGAGAACAUCUCGGCGAAAAUGUCCACCCACUCGUCGAACUGGGCUUGCGUCGUCAUAUCUUGUGGCGUCCGUCUGUCUUCGUUUGUGCAGGCGAUGUCCACCCCGAGCCUGAUCUCAUCGGCUGCGAGAAUGGGUGUGCGGUGACCGGUCAAAUCCAGUUGGUCAAGAGCCUUGUUGAUCGUAGAAGAGUCACUAUGAGUAUGUGGAGUCGGGAGUUGAGCCCGGGGCGUGCUGCAGCCAAUGAUGGCGACAAGGCCAGCUUGAUGCGAAACAUUGAAUUCUAGCCCUCCGAUCUUGCUACACGUUUCCUCGGGAAGCUCG